Molecule: messenger RNA, 2094 nt
Organism: Gekko japonicus
Lineage: Eukaryota; Metazoa; Chordata; Lepidosauria; Squamata; Gekkonidae
Product: zinc finger protein 576-like
Exons: 3
Coding region: 66-806 (246 amino acids)
Biological process (GO): regulation of transcription by RNA polymerase II
Cellular component (GO): nucleus
Molecular function (GO): DNA-binding transcription activator activity, RNA polymerase II-specific; RNA polymerase II cis-regulatory region sequence-specific DNA binding
Source: RefSeq, a predicted model, not a curated record
GAUGGACCCCGGAAGUAGGAAAAAAACACUGUGGGAAAGAGAAACGUAGAGGGAGGCAAGAGGGAAUGGCUGAACCUGCUACAGUAAACAAGCCGCCAUUGGCCGAACAUCUUCUUAAAAAGCUUCCAAACCAUGAUGGCCCAAGUGAUCUACCAACCCGGGAGCUGCUGCAAACUUGUAAACUGGAACCUGUCUGUGUCGAGGAAGAGGAGAGCCCAACCGCAGUGUUGCCAGUCUGCCCCAGCACACGUAGUAAGGGCAAAGACUCCUCCAGCAGUAGCACAAUCUACAGCUUGGGCGCAAACCAGUGUUUUCACUGCCUGAUCACAUUCCCGGAUGAGAAGUUCAAGGCACGGCACAUGAAGCGGGAACACCCAGAGGACUUUGUUCAGGCCAACCUGCGCGACACCCUCUUCAUCUGCUUUAUUUGCAACAAGGCCUUCGAGAGCUCGCGUGCCCUCAUCUGCCACCAGCGGGGCCACGCCCCCGCCCGCCCCUCCGACUGCACGGACUGCUUGCAGCCUACCUUUGACUGCCCCGACUGUGGCCGCUGCUUCAGCCAGUUGGCCAACUACCAGCGUCACCGCCUGGGCCACGCCGCUGGCCACAGCCUGCCGCAUCAGUGCCCGGACUGCGGCAAGAGCUUCCGCCAGCUUUCAAACCUGCGUCGGCACCAGGCUUUCCACCAGCAGACGCAGGAGUUGCUUCCCUCCCGUCCCUACUCCUGCAUGGAAUGCGGAGAGAGCUUCAGUCACGAGGCAGGGCUGCACGAACACUACAUCCGCCACGCCCGGGGGGAGCUCUAGCAAAAGCUGUGGCUACGUGCCUCAGCUUCGGGGGUCCGGGUGGAGGCAGGAAGACAAUGCGCAUUGUCGUGUGAGGAGCAAAAACCAGAGGGAGACGGGGAACGGCACAGAAAGGGGCCUUUCCCGACGAGAAGGGGAAGGCGCCCCAAGUUCCAGGAAGUGCCAGAACUGGUUGUGCCUUGGUGAUGAAGGAGGGCUAGUUCAGGGGAGUAUGUUAAAUGUGCAUUCUCCCCCCCUCCCCCAAUAGGAAAUGCUGCUUCUUUAGGCUGAGCAAGAAGUAGGGAAUGGACGACGGAAGGGUGUGAACCGUCUCUACUUUUUCCGAAGAGGAGCAGUCCGCAUUCCAUCUUCCACAGCGAUCCAUGCAAUGGUCACCUCCAGAUUAGACUACUGUAACUCGCUCUGCGCUGCCCUUGAGGCUGACCCGGAGACUCUGGCUGGUUCAGAAUGCGGCGGCGCGGGUCCUUCCCGGGACCCCACGAACGGCACACAUCCAACCUGUGCUGCGUAAGCUGCACUAACUCCGGGUGGAGUACCAGAUCAGGUUCAAGGCUUCUGGUGUUAACCGUUAAAGCCCUAAACGGUCUGGGAUCCACGUACCUUCAGGACCGCCUUGUAGCCCCCGGAGAGCAUUGCGCUCAGCGGAUAAGAACUUACUGGUGGUCCCUGGCCUGAGAUACAUCCGGCUGUCCUCAACCAGGACCAGGGUGUUUUCUGCUCUGGCCCCAGCCUAGCGGAACUCUCUACAGAAUAACAUCCAUGUCCUGCGGGAUCUGACGCCAUUCUGCCGGGCCUGUAAGGCAGAGACGUUCCGCCAGGCAUUAGGUCAAGGCCAGUGAUGGUCUCCAUCUGCCUGGCCGCCCUUGUCUUCCCGCCUCCCUCCCUCCCGCGGGGGCAGUGGCAUAGUCGACAGUCCGAGCGGUGUCAUCUCAUUAGGUUGCUUGUUGUAUUUUACUGGGUUUUAUUGUUUUUUUAAUUGGUAACUGACUUAUGUCUAUUUUAUUGUUGUACACCACCCCGAGCCCGGUUUACAGGGGAGUGCGGUUUAAAAAAAUCUAAUUUAAUAAAUACAUAGAUCCGUCUGAGGCUGUUUGGCCAAGAGGGUAGGAAGCCCUGUACCCAGCUUCCUUCUGGUGUGUCACCUUUUGGAUGGUCGUCUAUGAAUGCAAUACCUUUUCAGCAAGACUUCUUGGGAGUCUGUGGCCUGCAGAGCAUCUCCUUACCAUCUAGAUGGAUAGGAGGAGGAGGAGAUUGGAUUUAUACCCUGCCCGUCACUACCCGAAGGAGU